This is a messenger RNA of Trichomonas vaginalis G3, 1983 nucleotides long. RefSeq lists its product as uncharacterized. The coding region runs from base 1 to 1983 and encodes 660 amino acids. NCBI's taxonomy places the organism in Eukaryota, Parabasalia, Trichomonadida, Trichomonadidae. The transcript has a single exon. The record is from RefSeq and is a predicted model, not a curated record.
AUGACGAGCUCAGAAGACGAGCAAAAAUGCAUUUAUGAAAUUCUAGAAAAAGGAAGUGCUUCUGGUAGUUCUGGUCAGUGUAAAAAUAUCCAAGCUUUCUUGGGAAACGUUUUAACAAAUAAUACUCAAAUUGAUUCAGAUAAUUAUAGAAUCGACCCUGGACCCCUUAAGAUUGAAUUAAAAAUAAGGAAAGAAUUAACUCAGUUCGAAAAAACCUAUCAAUAUUAUGAAGAACAGAAUCUUUGUAGUCAAGGAAUUUUCGCUGAUGGAAAUUCGAUCCAUCCUCAAUUGCCGAAUAGAGAACAAAUGGAAGAUGAAGAUGAUCAAGGCCAAGAAGAAGAAGAAGGUGAUGUUGAUCAAAACCAGGAAGAUGAUGAUCAAAUCCAAGAAGAAGAAGAUGAUGAAGACCAAGAUCAAGCAGAAAAAAUUUUGUUCAGCGAAAUUUAUAAUGUGCUCGAUAAAUCAAAUAUCGAUUGGACUGCUACAAUAAACUAUCUUACACCAUUGCACUAUGCCAUUUUAUGCUAUGCCUUAUACGACUCAAACGAUUUCCGUGACUUUUACGCUAGAAAAGUUCUAGAAUUAAUAACUCCAGGUUGUACGGAGUAUUCUACCAAAGCCAAGCACUUCAUUGUUCGCUGCUUGAAUAAUUUCAAUUUAAAUGAAAAUGCAUCUGAUGGAAUCCCGUUCCUCAUUAACUUUGCAUCACAAAUGGAUACAAUUAUUCCAGGUGUAUUUCAACAAAUCUACGGAAAUGACAAAAUCACUGGUUUCAGAUCUAUCCUUCAGCAGUUCCUUGUGAGACCAGAGCUCAGAAUGCAAGCACCAAUCAUCUAUCAAUAUCUUUUACAUUCUGGCAACUUCGAUAAAGUUGAUUUGUUCAAGCCAGUUCUUGAAUAUUCCCAAAGUCGUGGUCAAGAAGAAGAAGAAGAACCAUCAGAAGAAGUUGAAAAAUACCUCAAUGGAUUACAAUUCUUACCAAUCAAAGACGGAUUCCAAAAGGAAUUUCACGAUAGCAUGGAUAAUGGAAAGACUAUGGAUUUCAAUGAGCCAUUGCAACGCACUUUAAUGUCUCAUAACUUCUUUAUUUCAAAGAUUGAGAAAUACUUAUCACAAAGACCAGAUGAGAUUUCCGCAACUACAGAAGACGCUUCGAGUUUCAAGAUCGAUGUUGACACAUUGGAUCGCUAUUUAUUAUUCGCUCUCAGCCCUCAUAGCGACUUAAAUGGUCAAUUACAUGAUAUCGCAGAAGCAGAAAAGCAAUUUAUUUCCUACAUUUCAUCAAUGAAAUUCUACUACAUCAACUGUAACGAUAAGAAUCAAUGGAGCAGCUUUUGCGAUGGCUUCUGUCCAAAUGUUCCAACAAUGUCAGUCAGUACUGCUUUCCACAAGAAGAUCGAGCAUCAUGAAUUAUUGUCUAAGGAUAAGUUGAUUCACAUCAGACAAUACAUCCUUGAAACAGGAAUGGCAACAGCUAUGCAGAGUUCUCUUGAGUACGUAAUGAUGAAACUCAUGGCAGGUGAUAUUGAUACAGAGGAAUCAAUGUACGAAGCAUUUUACCAGAUCCAAACUCCUGAAGGAGAUCCUACAUCCCUUGAAGAGAAGGAGUGUAUCAAUGCUUUGUCAAAAAUGCUUGACAUAAAGGUUGGAAAUCUUUAUGAUUUCUACUACGAAGUUCAGCAUUGCGACAAAAACAUCUUCCAGAUCAGGAGAUAUAACUGCAAUGUCAUGAAGUUUGAGGCACGCACAAGCUCAUUGGGAAUCACAAACUUUUCCAAUGAAUUCAUGAAAAUCAAUCAUGAUUACAACCAGGCUUACAGGAUUGUCAGAAAAUGCGUGGAAAUCAUCGAAAAAGAUGGUUCAAACGUAAAUAUUGACCCUGAUAUCGCCGAGAAAUACUUCAAAGAAUGCAACGGUGAUUCAAAGCUCAUUCUCUACAGAGCUAAAGAAGCAUUCAGCUACUUCAUUUGGUACACGUUAUAA